Uranotaenia lowii is the source of this 1910-nucleotide messenger RNA. It is a transcript of the gene mats, whose product is annotated as MOB kinase activator-like 1. Gene Ontology annotation, cellular component: nucleus; cytoplasm. Lineage: Eukaryota; Metazoa; Arthropoda; Insecta; Diptera; Culicidae. The record is from RefSeq and is a predicted model, not a curated record. Gene Ontology annotation, molecular function: protein kinase activator activity. The transcript has 3 exons. Gene Ontology annotation, biological process: hippo signaling; positive regulation of protein phosphorylation. The coding region runs from base 382 to 1029 and encodes 215 amino acids.
ACCAUCGACGAUAGAGAAGAACAAGACGUGAAAGAAGUCAGAGAACCUGAGAAAAAAGUUUGAUAUUUUCCUCACAUUUUUGGAAUUUGUCAAAGUGCGAUUGUUAUUUAAGUUUUUUUCUGGUAAUUUUACCUUUGAACGUCAGUUUUUUUGUGUUCGUCGGGUAGUUUUCUAAUAGUCCAUAGGUUCGUCGACGAGGAUCGCCAGGAGCGGUUCUCCGAAAGGUGGAAAGCGGAUAUUAUUUUUGCCGAGCUGGUUUCAUUUGCCCUUUUCCUACCUGAGUUUGCUGUUCGUUUUUUUUUUGUUGACGGAACAGUAGUUCUCAACCUGUGCAGCUACAAACAUCGAGCUUCCGCCGCACCCGCGCCGAGAUCAACAAGAAUGAGUUUUCUAUUUCGGUCCAGCAAAACCUUCAAGCCCAAGAAAAACAUACCAGAAGGCACACAUCAGUAUGACUUGAUGAAACAUGCAGCUGCCACUUUGGGAUCAGGCAAUUUACGCAACGCAGUACAGCUACCCGAUGGGGAAGAUUUGAAUGAAUGGGUCGCUGUCAAUACUGUAGACUUUUUUAAUCAAAUCAAUAUGCUGUACGGCACAAUAACGGAAUUUUGCACUGAGGACUCGUGCAGCAUCAUGUCUGCUGGACCGAAAUACGAAUACCAUUGGGCUGAUGGACAAACGGUGAAAAAGCCCAUCAAGUGUAGUGCUCCCAAAUAUAUAGAUUAUCUUAUGACUUGGGUGCAGGAUCAACUAGACGAUGAAACGCUGUUCCCUUCGAAGAUAGGAGUACCCUUUCCUAAAAAUUUCAUUCAAAUAGCCAAAACAAUACUAAAGAGGUUAUUCAGGGUGUAUGCCCACAUUUACCAUCAGCACUUUUCGGAAGUUGUACGACUUAGCGAGGAAGCUCAUUUGAAUACUUCGUUCAAACAUUUUAUCUACUUUGUACAGGAGUUCAAUCUCAUAGAUCGACGAGAACUCGCUCCAUUGCAAGACCUUAUUGACAAACUUAUCACUAAAGACGGUCGAUAAGUCGCCACUGUGGCUCAGAAUACAGAUAACUAGGGUUGACGGUAUUGUGAAUAACGGAUAGUGAUGGCAAGCCAUGAACACCUACCUGCAAACUUCACUACAGAUAACCAUCUACAAAUGAUACAAAAACACCUAAAAAUUAUGAUUUUUACAAUCAUCCACUCAAUAUGCUAGCCAAAACAAACAGCCUUAUUUAAGCAUUUUUGGCAAAGCGUAGUAUUUUGCCGAUCCUCUGUCCACAUUUUCACAAUUUAGUUUUUUAAUGAACUAUUUUAUAUCACACUUUAUUUUUAGGUUGAAUUUAUUUUUGUGAGUGAUUAAUCACUCGUCAUUCAAACAUUCUGAAAGAACUGUUUGACUCGAACGCGUUUAUUUGAAGGAAAAGUGUACAUGUAAAUAUUUAUUUUCCAACACAAAAAGCAACUUGAUUUUACUUAAAAAGUAAAUCUCAUUGAACGUAAAGAGCAUUCUUACCGUCUAUCCGAUUUACGGUCAAGCUCAUAUUGUCAUACAAAGAAAUUAUAGUUCUAAUUUAAUCGUUACGCUUCUGAAUGCAAAAUAUCCUUAAAUUAGAAAAAACUAAUCUCGGAGCGUCAUAUCUCAGAAUGAACAGCAGUCCAAAUAGAUUUUUACUCAGUUGCAAUCAAUGGCCGUUUUCUUUCAGGAACAACAAUUUUUUUUAAAUUUUUAGAAUAUUAACAAACAAGUUUAUUUUACAUGCUUUUGAUAUGUCGAAAAUUUAUCACCACAGAGGCAUUAUUACAACUUAUAAGAACUGCAUACAAACAAUAAUGUGUAACGAUCAAAUAGCAUGAUUUGAUGUACGACGACUGAUACUGAUAUGUGAAAUGAAAAUAUAAAUUUGUAUGGUAAAAAUAACA